CAUCCGGCGGUUCAAGAAAGCUUUCCCUGUGUUUGGUGUGUGUUUUUCCGAGAAAACAACAACCGUAAACAUGGCCGGUGCUAAUCCAUUCCAGAGCUUGCUGAAGGAGAUCAACGUCAAUGGUGAAACAUUCCAUUACUUCGACAUUGCCUCAUUCCCGGAGUAUCGUGAACUUCCCUACAGUGUGCGUGUGCUGCUUGAAUCAGCUGUCCGCAACUGCGACAACUUCCAGGUCCUGGAGAAGGACGUUCGCGGCAUCCUGCGAUGGAAGCAAAUGAAGGGCACACCAUCGUCGGAAGACGAGCUGGAAAUCCCGUUCAAGCCAGCACGUGUUAUCCUGCAGGAUUUUACCGGCGUACCGGCAGUGGUCGAUUUCGCCGCUAUGCGUGACGCUGUGUUGAAGCUUGGUGGUGACCCAGACCGUAUCAACCCAAUCUGCCCGUCCGAUCUAGUGAUUGAUCACUCGGUACAGGUCGACUUUGCUCGCAGUGAGGAUGCUUUGGCCAAAAACCAGGACCUCGAGUUCGAACGCAACAAGGAACGGUUUACGUUCCUGAAGUGGGGUGCCAAGGCGUUCAACAACAUGCUCAUCAUUCCGCCCGGUUCGGGCAUUGUGCAUCAGGUGAAUCUGGAGUAUUUGGCGCGGGUUGUGUUCCAGGAUGCAAAGAAGGAUGGUUCGACGCGUAUGCUCUACCCGGACAGCGUUGUCGGUACGGAUUCCCACACCACCAUGAUCAAUGGACUCGGGGUGGUUGGUUGGGGUGUUGGUGGAAUUGAGGCGGAAGCGGUUAUGCUCGGACAAGCCAUCUCCAUGUUGCUGCCGGAAGUUAUCGGCUACAAGCUGGUUGGCAAGCUGAGUCCACUCGUGACGUCAACCGAUCUGGUGCUGACGAUCACGAAACACCUCCGGCAGAUCGGUGUGGUGGGCAAGUUUGUGGAAUUUUUCGGCCCGGGUGUAAGUGAACUGUCGAUUGCGGAUCGUGCCACCAUUAGCAACAUGUGUCCGGAGUAUGGUGCUACCGUCGGGUACUUCCCGGUGGAUAAGAACGCGCUAGAGUAUCUGCGCCAGACGAACCGUGCCGAGGAGAAGGUGCGCGUGAUUGAGGCUUACCUGAAGGCGACGGAUCAGUUGCGCGAUUUCGGCAAUGCCGAACAGGAUCCGGUUUUCACGCAAAUUGUGGAGCUAGAUCUGGCUAGCGUCGUUACGUCCGUUUCGGGACCGAAGCGUCCUCAUGAUCGGGUGUCGGUGAGCGAGAUGCAACAGGAUUUCCGUGAAUGUUUGACGAAUAAGGUCGGAUUCAAGGGAUUCGCCGUUCCGGAAGCGGAACUUGCUGCGGAAGGUACGUUCAGCUGGACCGAUGGAAAGACAUACUCACUCAAGCACGGAUCGGUCGUGAUUGCGGCUAUCACGUCCUGCACCAACACAAGCAACCCGUCGGUUAUGCUGGGAGCCGGUCUGCUGGCAAAGAAAGCGGUUGAAGCGGGCCUCAAGGUUGCACCGUACAUCAAAACGUCCCUCUCGCCGGGAAGUGGCGUCGUCACGUACUAUCUGAAGGAAUCGGGUGUCAUUCCGGCACUGGAAGAGCUUGGUUUCAAUGUGGUUGGGUACGGUUGUAUGACGUGUAUUGGAAAUUCGGGUCCACUGGACGAUAAUGUCGCGAACACGAUCGAGAAAAACAAUCUCGUGUGCUGCGGUGUCCUUUCCGGCAAUCGUAACUUCGAGGGACGUAUCCACCCGAACACACGGGCCAACUAUCUUGCUAGCCCGCUGCUGGUGAUCGCUUACGCCCUUGCCGGUACGGUCGAUAUUGACUUCGAGAAGCAACCGAUCGGUACGCGCCCGGACGGAUCGGCCGUAUUUUUGCGUGACAUUUGGCCAACCCGGCAGGAGAUUCAGGCGGUCGAAAAACAGCACGUCAUACCAGCCAUGUUCCGCGAUGUGUACGAAAAGGUUGAGCUGGGUUCGCCCGCCUGGCAGGGUUUGGAUGCACCGACCGGCAAGCUGUACCCGUGGGAUGGUUCUUCGACAUACAUUAAGCGUCCACCGUUCUUCGAGGGUAUGACACGUGAUUUGCCAACGAUCGGAAAAAUCGUUAAUGCCCGGGCACUAUUAAAUCUGGGCGAUUCCGUCACGACGGAUCACAUUUCACCGGCCGGCUCGAUUGCACGCAACAGUCCCGCUGCCCGGUUCCUAUCCGAUCGGGGUCUUACGCCGCGUGACUUUAACUCGUACGGUUCCCGGCGUGGUAACGAUGAUAUUAUGGCACGUGGAACGUUCGCUAACAUUCGCCUGGUUAACAAGCUGGUACCACGUCCAGGGCCCCGCACCCUGCACAUUCCGAGCGGGGAGGAGAUGGACGUGUUCGACUGUGCUCAGCGUUAUGCCGGCGAAGGAACACCUUUGAUUGCGCUCGUCGGAAAGGAUUAUGGUAGCGGAUCGAGCCGCGAUUGGGCAGCAAAGGGUCCGUAUCUGCUCGGUAUUCGUGCGGUCAUUGCGGAAUCGUACGAGCGCAUCCACCGUUCAAAUUUGGUUGGAAUGGGAAUCGUUCCCCUUCAGUAUCUGACCGGACAGAACGCUGAAAGCCUUGGACUUACCGGACAGGAGCUGUUUAGCAUUGCGAUUCCGGCCGACUGCAAACCGCACGAACGUAUCACCGUCAGUACGGACGCUGGCAAACAGUUCGAGGUGAUUGCACGCUUCGACACGGAGGUGGACCUGGAGUACUUCCGCAAUGGUGGCAUCCUCAACUACAUGAUCCGGAAGAUGAUCGACUAAGCGAAG
Molecule: messenger RNA, 2782 nt
Organism: Anopheles maculipalpis
Lineage: Eukaryota; Metazoa; Arthropoda; Insecta; Diptera; Culicidae
Product: cytoplasmic aconitate hydratase-like
Exons: 3
Coding region: 71-2776 (901 amino acids)
Biological process (GO): tricarboxylic acid cycle; citrate metabolic process
Cellular component (GO): mitochondrion; cytosol
Molecular function (GO): 4 iron, 4 sulfur cluster binding; aconitate hydratase activity
Source: RefSeq, a predicted model, not a curated record